CUACACCUUCCCACACUCACACAAAACCUUUCUUUCUUCACUCCCUCCAAUUUCUUCUUCUUCUUUCUCUUUCUCUCUCCAACGAAAUUUUCACUCUUCUCUCCAAUGUCGAAUUUCAUGUCCAACACCAAUCAAAACCCUAACAAAUCAAUCGAGGUGAAUCAGCCUCCAACUGAUUCUGUUUCCAGUCUCAAUUUCAGUCCUAAAUCUAACCUACUCGUCGCUACUUCGUGGGAUAAUCAGGUUCGGUGCUGGGAGGUUGCUCGUGAUGGAGCGAAUGUUGCUACUAUGCCUAAGGCUUCUAUAGCACAUGAUCAUCCGGUUUUGUGCUCUGCUUGGAAGGAUGACGGCACGACUGUCUUCUCUGGUGGAUGUGACAAGCAAGUGAAAAUGUGGCCCCUGUUGUCUGGAGGACAACCAAUUACUGUAGCCAUGCACGAUGCACCCAUAAAAGAUAUUGCUUGGAUUCCUGAGAUGAACCUUUUAGCCACAGGAAGCUGGGACCGGACUAUAAGGUAUUGGGAUACAAGGCAGUCAAAUCCAGUGCACACACAACAACUCCCAGAGCGCUGCUAUGCAAUGACAGUGAAACAUCCUCUGAUGGUAGUAGCCACUGCUGAUAGAAAUCUUAUUGUUUACAACUUGCAAAAUCCUCAGGUUGAAUUCAAGAGAAUUGUUUCACCAUUAAAGUAUCAGACAAGGUGCCUUGCUGCGUUCCCUGAUCAACAAGGUUUCUUGGUGGGAUCUAUUGAAGGGAGAGUUGGAGUGCACCAUUUGGAUGAUAGUCAGCAGGCUAAAAACUUCACUUUCAAGUGUCACAGAGAGGGGAAUGAAAUAUACUCUGUCAAUUCUUUAAACUUCCAUCCUGUACACCAUACAUUUGCUACUGCCGGUUCUGACGGCGCUUUCAACUUCUGGGACAAAGAUAGUAAACAGAGGCUGAAGGCCAUGUUAAGAUGCAGCCAACCUGUUCCUUGCAGUAGCUUCAACAAUGAUGGUUCAUUAUAUGCCUACGCAGUCUGCUAUGACUGGAGUAAAGGGGCAGAAAAUCAUAAUCCGGCAACAGCAAAGACCAACAUUUUCCUGCACUUGCCACAGGAAUCUGAGGUCAAGGGAAAACCACGCAUUGGUGCGACUGGGAGAAGGUAGAAGACGCAGUUCUGAGAUACUGUUGGUGGGGUGUGCAUAUUUCAAAGAUAUUAUCAACAAAUGCAUAGUGAUAUCUUUCAGUGUAUGUAUAUAUGUAAAAGAAUGCAUGUAUGGUUUUGCAUGUGUGCAUUUUCUUCUUCCAGUAAUCAACAAGAGGUUUUUUCAUGACUCUGCAAGACUAGAACUUUUUGGUGUCAAAUUUUGUGUAUAUAGAAAGUUUGCUGUUAAGCAGUAAAAAUACUUUACCUUCUAGUUCAGGCAUCUUUAUUUGUGAGAA
Messenger RNA from Vicia villosa (hairy vetch), 1426 nucleotides. Its product is annotated as protein RAE1-like. Gene Ontology annotation, biological process: RNA export from nucleus; transcription-dependent tethering of RNA polymerase II gene DNA at nuclear periphery. Bases 106 to 1149 code for a protein of 347 amino acids. Gene Ontology annotation, molecular function: RNA binding; ubiquitin binding. Gene Ontology annotation, cellular component: nuclear pore. The record is from RefSeq and is a predicted model, not a curated record. The transcript has 11 exons. NCBI's taxonomy places the organism in Eukaryota, Viridiplantae, Streptophyta, Magnoliopsida, Fabales, Fabaceae.